This is a messenger RNA of Trichomonas vaginalis G3, 1479 nucleotides long. RefSeq names its product armadillo (ARM) repeat-containing protein family. The record is from RefSeq and is a predicted model, not a curated record. The transcript has a single exon. The coding region runs from base 1 to 1479 and encodes 492 amino acids. NCBI's taxonomy places the organism in Eukaryota, Parabasalia, Trichomonadida, Trichomonadidae.
AUGAAUGUUUAUAAGCCUGAUUCAAGUGAAAGUAAUAUAAUAGAUGAUGGUCCUCCUAUAGAAACGUUUAAAUCACGAAUUGAUAAGUUUUUAAUCAACGAAUUCAUUGAAAUAACACAAGGCCAUUCAAAUUCCGACAGACCGCGUGUUAGAGACAGCAUAAGACGAUUGAAAUUGAAAUUACAAGACAAUCCCGAGGUGGAAUUGGAUUAUGAAUUAUUCGAGAAAUACGAUAUUAUGAAUAUUUUAUUUUAUUAUAUGACUUUACCAUUAACAAACUCUAAAGAGAACGCCAAUGAAUACAAAAGUAUGAAAGAAGUUCAAGACGAAGCAACCAAGACGAUAUCUUAUAUAUUUGAGUAUCAAUCCAUUGAAAACUUCGAAGAUUUCUUAGAUUCAUUCGAUUUUAAGGAAAGAAUUUCACAUCUGUUAUCAAUGCAAACUGUUACGUUCGCUGAAAUUGCACUACGACUUUUAAAUUCGCUUCUUAACAAUAAAUAUCCAAAUAUUGAACUGUACAUAUUCGACAUCAUGAACCUUGAACAGCUAUUCAAUUAUACAGUAGAAUUGUUGAAAAAUCUCGAAGAACGAGAAGAAGAAAAUAAGAAAAAAAAGGAAGACGAAGAUACUGUGGUUGUUGAUUCUGCAUCUGAAUUUUUAUUUCAAUAUGGUCUCUUAUACUAUUUAGUAUCACGGCGAACACUCGAUAACGAAUACUUUGUUAAAUAUUUGCUAAAUUAUACAUUUGAAUCUCAUGCUUUCUUAAAUAAAAAAUAUCCUUAUGGAGAUUCUUAUCUUCUAUGGGUAUUAAUCGAUUCUGUCCAGAAAUAUCCAGAACUUGUUAUGCCAAGAACAGCAACUCCAAAAUUUAUGGGAGAUCUUUACGAAUAUUGCAAAUCUCCAUUUGCUUAUGCAGUGAGAGCAUCUAUAGUACUCCUGUAUUAUAUGUUUAAGCAUAAUUUGGAUCCAAGAUUACUUGAUACGAAAAUAUUUUUAGAAUUAUUAGAGAAGAGAAUAUCUGGCAAAGAGGUUUUACAACCAUUUUUCAUAUGCCUCAAAGAUGUUAUUGAAAACAUUGGAGUUUCCCAUGAUUUUUUGGUUCGAUUGGUUUAUUUAUUAAAUAUUUACUUGGAUGAGAUCAAUUAUACUACAAUUUGCUUGAUAAUACCAGUAAUAAUAUCAAUAGUCAAUACUGGUAUUCUAAAUCUUGAUGAAUUACUUGAUUCCAACAAAUUAAAUUUGUUUGAUUGGAUAGAGAAGUAUGGAGAUUCGGAAGACGCAGAAUUUAUGAAUGGGUGCAUGAAAUGCAUUGAAUAUGUGUUUGGAUUAGCAGAGAAAAAUAAUGUCCUGGAAGAAGUCAAAAAUUUAUUCAUAGAUCAAGGAUUGGAUGAUGUAUUUGACACUAUGGAAGAAACAUAUAAUAAUGAUGAGUUUUCCACUCGACUUGAUAUAUUCAAAUCAACUUAUUUUCCAGAAUAA